Molecule: messenger RNA, 1621 nt
Organism: Amphimedon queenslandica
Lineage: Eukaryota; Metazoa; Porifera; Demospongiae; Haplosclerida; Niphatidae
Exons: 6
Coding region: 46-1527 (493 amino acids)
Cellular component (GO): centrosome
Source: RefSeq, a predicted model, not a curated record
UGUCUGCAGAAGCUGUUGCUUCACACUUGCUGCUCAAAAGAAAGUAUGUCUGCCGGUCUCUCUCAGUAUCACUACAGGACCAGUACCUACCCCUUUAUAUCUCCUACAUUUCAAAGCCAUCAGCUAUGGACUCCAUUCUAUCUGCAAAGAAUUACAAUCGACAAUCCAAACUACCACACGUUUCUGUCUCGAUCUAUUACAACAAACCCGCCUCACCUCAAUGCACUGUCUAGAAGAGUCCAGAGAUAUGGGGACAAUGGGUUUUUCCAACAAAAGGACAUACCCGUUGAGCAGAAAUAUGAUGUUACAUCUCUUCAAAGGAGCAGCAUACGUCCAUGGGAUCAAAUAGUUUCAAGGCCAAUAGUGACUCCUUUAGUGAUGUCUAAAGAAUCGGAUCUUCCUUUUCCAGCUGAGCAUCCAUUCACAUCUCAUAUAUCACAAUUCUCUGUGUUUCCUGACACAUGUAAAACCAAUACAGGGCUUCACUUGCGAGAGCCUACACCGCUAGUAAUUGGUACUACUACCUGCAUUGAAACGGAGACGAUAAAUGAUGUUCAAAUUCAAACAAAAGCAGUCGGGACUCAAACAGAUGAGGGUGAGAUGGAAGAUGAAGACAAUUGCAAAAAGCAGAAGGCAUAUCUGAUAAGUGAUAAGUCGUACUGUCAUGCAGCAAGGAAAGAGAUACAUAAUGUCGGUCUAUCAGUUUCAUGCAAGGACAACAGUCACUUGCUGGCUUCACUUAGACCAGGGAUAUAUCGCUGGGAUGUAUCAAGAUCACUCUCUCCUGGACAUCAGCGUUCUAUGACAUACCCAGCACCAACGACUAUGUAUUCUCCUAACAAUCAUCCAGUGAGUUUCCGUUCACUGCCGCUGAGUCCAGGAACACGACAAGCACUAGAAUCAGUCAAUCAUCGAAUCUCGACGUCAACUACUUACGAAAGAGAGUUCUCAUCUCCUCGACCAGUCCCCAAGCCUACACUAAGCACUUUUAACAAGCAGAUGAGUGCCUCUAGCUCAAGAGGGAAGUAUGCACGUGCUCCUGUUUUUCAUCAGCUCUACUCUGAAGACUCUUCCACUCCGAGUCGACCUCAAUCUGGCUCCACUUUAUACACAAGAAAGCUCUCCCUGCCAGAUGGUCAUCAAAGAGAUGCUAAUGAUGCUAAUGUGAGUACAACUGACAAAGCAACACAAACUGAUUUUGAGGAAGGGAAUCUAGACGAAAAGGAAGGAGUAAAUAAUGAAAUGGAAUCUGUAAAAAUCACACAAUUUCAAUUACCAGUGCGUCCAGAAUCUGAAGAUGGCGGCUACCUUAGACCCAGCACUGCUGGCAGCUACUCUACUAGUGGACAGAGCUGCAGUGAUCACCCUAGUACUGAGAGUGUGCUGAAAGUUCCCUAUAAUCGUACAGAAGCACUGCAGAGAUUUAACAUGGUGCAUUAUGAGAGAGCACCAGAUAUUAGAGAAAACUCCAUUCGUAGUGGGAGAAGGCACAUAAUUAAUGGAUACCAUGCAUAUUAUUGGCAUUAAACACUAGUGUACUCUAAUUAGCAAAUUAAAUUUAUACUUAUCCUGAUUAAAUAUUUUCACGAGUUAGAAUUAUUGAUAAUGCCAUAUCAUAGCA